ACUCCGACGUCGGGCUGGCUGCCCGAUGUCGACCAGCUUCCGCUGGUUCUCUGUCCUCUAUCUAGAAUCUCCGCUUCGUCCGGGCUUGCCUGGACUCGGCGUUUUUUCAGCUCUUCGGUUCUCGGAGAGUGGAUAGUUUACGGAGGAGUGUCUCGAUGAGAAAGCGAGGCGUACUUGUACGCUUCAGGCCUUCGCUCUGGUUCUGCUUCGCAGUUCCGCCUUGUCGUUUCCGGCAUCGCCGAUCCUUAGCGUGGAUCAUUGCGAUGUACGACAAGGAAAGAGCUCCGGCGGUUCCGUCGCCAUUGAACUGCUCAAGCCAUGAGCAGGACAUAGUAGACGGCGUGCACACUGCCGCGUGCAUGUAGCCCGGCUCAGCCGGGCGCUGGGAUAUCCUUCUGACCGGGGAGGAUGUCUUGGUGGGAAGAUGGCCGAUGCGCGGCUCUUACAGUGCAAAGAGUUCGCGUGCUUCAGCUGUUUUUCAGGCUAUCUUCGGGUGGUGGUUUGAAGAAGUCGAUGACGGCUCGCGGUUCUCGCGAGUCCCACUGCUCGGGGAGUGGAGAGGUGCAGCCGCUGCGAUGCAGUGCCUGCGCCUCUUCACGCCGAAAAAGGCAUACGUCCGGCGGCAGCUUAGCCUAUGGCUGGCGCCGCUUUAUUCGGCAACACGCAACGGUCAACAGCACAGCUGAUUACAGCUGUGGCCUGCCGCUCUGUGUGUCGCGGGCGGUUCGUGCUUUUGCGCUUAGCAUCGUAAGGCGCAAUGUAGCACCACCACCAGACGUCCAAACGGACGCGGGCCGCUCGCCUGUCAUUGAUGAAGCCGCGCGAGCAGGGGCGCCGCGCUUCACUUUGACAGGAAUCCCCUACUGAAGAGCCCCACCGAAGGCCAAGGCUACUGGUAUCCAUUUAGGGCGAUGCCCGCGAGGUCAGUGACGUUGUCACUGGCCGGGGCCAGAGUAACACACUGUACACGCACAGCAUCACGCUAACGCUGACAAACACCCAC
Messenger RNA from Amoebophrya sp. A120, 1003 nucleotides. Lineage: Eukaryota; Dinophyceae; Syndiniales; Amoebophryaceae. The record is from the annotation of a GenBank genome assembly.